UUGAUCUGUAUAAAUUGAAAUUAGAAGUUCAUGGCUUAGAACGUCGAUUCUUAUAUUUCUUGUAAGUACAUUACAUUUUCUUCGACAAUCCAUGGUUUUAUUUCUAGCAUGGGCUUCAAGGAAGGAGAUGAUGAUGCACACAAGAGCAAAGAGGAAGCUUCUCAAACGCAGACCCUCUGUUUGCAUGCAUUCUCAGAUUUGUCCCACCUUUCACCUGCAAUAUUUGUUUACCUUUUGAAAGAAUGUUAUGCGUGUGGCACACGUAAGGCAACUGCAAAGUUUCGCGCUCUUCAGCAACAAGUCCUGCUAGCGCUGCAUAAUAGUCUCCCGUCUGCUCCUGCAACUUUUGUUGUACAGAGUCUCUAUAUCUUACCUUUAUUAGGACCUGCAUAUACUGAAGGCUUCAGUCACUUAGUAAUAUCGUCUCUUCGCCGUUGGCAAACCAUACGAAGUAUCACAACAGAUUCGUCUGAAGCAAGGAAAAUAGCUGCCCAGUUAUUUCUCGAUGUGGUUGCUGGCUAUGUCAUCCAUCAAGAGCGGAUUCUCAUUAAGCUGCUUGAAGUUUUUGAUGUUGGGGUACAAGAUAUUGAAAAUGCUUUAUGCAGGUCAGAAAUGAAAAGUGGUAGUGUAGACACAGCAAAGGCUUUCCUUGAACAUUACAUCUUUAGAUUGAUAGAAUCCCAGUCGUACAUGACAGCAGUCACUCUCUUCGAGCACUUCUCUAUUCGCCAGUCUGGUCAGGCUUUUCUUGUUAAAAUGAUAGAGGACAAGGAAUUCAAAGCAGCAGAAAAAUGGGCAACAUUUAUGGGAAAGCAGAUGUUAUGUGUACUUGUCCAAAAAUUUAUUGACAUGAAGAUGCUGAAGAAUGCUUAUGAGAUUAUAAAGACAAACAAUCUGCGACAGGAGUUUACAUAUGUGUACCAUAUAUGCAAAGAAAGUUCUCUUAAGAAGCUAGCUGAAAAAGGAUGCUGGGAGGUUGCAGAGAAAAGGACUAACAAUGAUAGGCAACUUCUUCAAUACCUGGUGUAUUUGGCUAUGGAAGCGGGCUACUUUGAGAAGGUUGAUGAAUUAUGUCAGCGGUACUCCCUUGAAGGGUUCAUGAAAACUAUAGAUCCUGAAACAAUGCCUUCACAGACUCGUUACUUGCAUCUUAAUGAAUUGGUUGUGGACAAUAUUAUAUGGGUUGAUGAAGUUGAGGGUCUUCGUAGUGCUACAUCACACAUUGAGGGUUGCAAAGUUGUUGGCAUAGAUUGUGAAUGGAAGCCUAACUAUGAAAAGGGAAGCCCGCCUAACAAGGUCUCUAUCAUGCAAAUUGCUUCUGAAAAGACAGUUUUCAUUAUUGACUUGAUAAGGUUAUUUAAAGAUGAGCCCAAGGCCUUAGACAGCUGCCUAAAACGCAUUUUACACUCCCCAAACAUUCUGAAGCUAGGCUAUAAUUUGCAAUGUGAUCUAAAGCAGCUGGCUCAUUCCUAUGGAGGGCUGGAGUGUUUCAAGCACUAUGAAAUGUUGCUGGACAUUCAAAAUGUGUUCAAGGAAGCUCGAGGUGGUCUAUCUGGACUUGCCCAGAAAAUAUUGGGAGCUGGCUUGAACAAGACAAGGCGUAACAGCGACUGGGAGCAACGACCUCUGAGUCAGAACCAAUUGGAAUAUGCAGCUCUUGAUGCUGCUGUACUUGUUCACAUAUUCCGACAUGUCCGUAGCCACUCUCAGCCGGAAAGUGUCAAAGGGGGGCAAUCCAAUGUUGAAUGGAAAUCAUACAUUAUUUCUAGCAUGGAUGACACAAAAAAGCCGAAGAACACAGCUAAAAAGAAAAAGAAAUUCCACAACCGGACUGGUGUGUCUUCACAAUCAAAUUAAUGUUAGUUACAUGUUUCCCUCACAUUGAGCUAGCAGGUAUGUUUUUGUAAAUAUUCUUUGUCAAAACAACGAUAGACCUCUUACAGCUCUAUAAAUAUUGAUCAUUUAAUUGAAUGCCUG
Molecule: messenger RNA, 1977 nt
Organism: Telopea speciosissima
Lineage: Eukaryota; Viridiplantae; Streptophyta; Magnoliopsida; Proteales; Proteaceae
Exons: 11
Coding region: 109-1857 (582 amino acids)
Biological process (GO): nucleobase-containing compound metabolic process
Molecular function (GO): nucleic acid binding; 3'-5' exonuclease activity
Source: RefSeq, a predicted model, not a curated record